This is a messenger RNA of Penicillium angulare, 531 nucleotides long. RefSeq lists its product as uncharacterized. The record is from RefSeq and is a predicted model, not a curated record. The transcript is spliced from 3 exons. NCBI's taxonomy places the organism in Eukaryota, Fungi, Ascomycota, Eurotiomycetes, Eurotiales, Aspergillaceae. Bases 1 to 531 code for a protein of 176 amino acids.
AUGAGUACUAGCAAUCGCGAUUUGGGAUCAAGACAAACAUGUCUCGCUUCUGAAACAAGCCACCAUGCCUCACGAUUGCAUAUCUUACCGCAGGGCAAUCACUUGUUGAGUCUGAUGACUAUCCUCCGUGAUUCGAAGACAAGUGUCGCAACAUUUGCUGAGGUUACGGAAAGAGUGGGUGAUCAACUUAUAAGUGCCGCGCUCGACCUACUUCCUAUUCAAGAGACAAAUGUCCUCAGCCCAACUGGGGUCGAAUAUCAAGGUGCACGUGAGGCUGUGGAGGUAUGCGGAGUGAGCAUUCUUCGGGCAGGGGCGAGCCUUGAGAAUUCCAUGCGCCGAGGAUAUACCAUAGAAGAGCAGAACUUGAUUCUUCAUUAUAAAGUGGUCCUCUCAGCUUUGGGAAAAUUCUGGUUCAACGAGACGAGUCAACCAGUCUUCCUACACUAUAUUACUCCAAGUUCCCAGCUGGGAUCUCUUCGAAAGGUUUGCGAUUUAGACGUGAGAGAAUCUCAAGAGAAAGAGCAUGACUAA